Messenger RNA from Condylura cristata (star-nosed mole), 2172 nucleotides. It is a transcript of the gene ATCAY, whose product is annotated as ataxia, cerebellar, Cayman type. The transcript has 13 exons. The record is from RefSeq and is a predicted model, not a curated record. Gene Ontology annotation, cellular component: cytoplasm. Gene Ontology annotation, biological process: apoptotic process. NCBI's taxonomy places the organism in Eukaryota, Metazoa, Chordata, Mammalia, Eulipotyphla, Talpidae. Bases 860 to 2125 code for a protein of 421 amino acids.
GGGGUGGGGCCAAUCCAGGUCCACUUAUGGUCUGAUUUCAGAGGGGCACGCUCAACCCUCUAUCCCAUCGCCCCUCUAUCCCUGUCUCCCCAGUCUUCCCAGAAGAACCUCCACAGCGCGCUACUGCAAGGGGCGUCCCGGCUUCCCCCAGCCGGGUCCAUGGCACGCGGUUCCGUCAGAGCGGCCAGCGGAGGGGCGCACGAAAUGGGGUCCUGAAGACAGCGAUGCCGGCUUCCCUUGGUGACUAAGGAAUGAGGCCAUCGCCGCCAUUUAUUUAUGUAUUUGUUCCUUGUUUUGUUUUUAAGUCGGUGAUGCGCCAUCAGGAAAUCAUUUCCGCUUCUGCCGCUGGUGAGGCUCUUGGAAAUGGUUCUCUUCCAGCCAAUGGAGAGGACGGGAUUCUGGCAGGGGGCUGUGCUUUUUUGAGCAACCCUGCCCCCACUCAGCCACCCAGCACACAAAAGCUGCAUAAUUAACUGUCUUAAGGAAGACUCUGACAGCUGGGAGCUGGGAAAGAAGAAAAUACCUCGGAGGCGCAGCGCCGGCGACGAUGACAGGGGACGCAGCCUCCGCGGAGCGAGGAGGGGCCAGCCGCUGACUGCGAGCCGGUCCCCACCCCGGGAAGAGCGCCCGUCCGCGCCCGCCACAUUGUCCUGGGUGACCUUCCAUGGAUGCCGACCCCCGCCCCGGCCCCCUACCGCGCACACCUUCCUCCUAAGCGCUGCAAGCCCCGGGACCGCGCUCCGAAAGGCUGGGAAUGCCGGGCUUUGUUUGCGCCUAAGCAGGAGAGGCCACAGAGGUAACCCGGACUGGCCGCGGAGAGCCUAUUCCUGCUUCAAGUCGGUCGCUUCUCCUGGCUCCCAUGGGCACCACCGAAGCCACACUCCGGAUGGAAAGUGUAGACGUGAAGGAAGAAUGGCAGGAUGAAGGUCUCCCCAGGCCCCUCCCAGAAGACACAGGGAUGGACACGCUUGGUAGCCCUGCAGAAGACACAUCCUCCCCUCCCAGCACGCUGAACUUCAACGGGGCGCAUCGCAAGCGGAAGACUCUGGUCGCGCCCGAGAUCAACAUUUCCCUGGAUCAGAGUGAGGGCUCUCUGCUGUCUGAUGACUUCUUGGACACCCCCGAUGACCUGGAUAUUAAUGUGGACGACAUUGAGACCCCUGAUGAGACCGACUCACUGGAGUUCCUGGGCAACGGCAAUGAGCUGGAGUGGGAAGACGACACCCCGGUGGCCGCGGCCAAGAACAUGCCUGGGGACAGCGCGGAUCUGUUUGGGGACGGCGCGGCGGAAGAGGGCGGGGCCACCAACGGGCGCCUGUGGCGGACGGUGAUCAUCGGGGAACAAGAGCAUCGCAUUGACCUGCGCAUGAUCCGGCCCUACAUGAGGGUGGUGACCCACGGAGGGUACUACGGUGAGGGUCUCAACGCCAUCAUUGUCUUCGCUGCCUGCUUCCUUCCGGACAGCAGCUCCCCCGACUACCACUACAUCAUGGAGAAUCUCUUCCUGUAUGUCAUCAGCAGCUUGGAACUCCUGGUGGCCGAGGACUAUAUGAUCGUGUACCUGAACGGUGCGACCCCCCGGCGGAAGAUGCCCGGCAUUGGGUGGCUCAAGAAGUGUUACCAGAUGAUUGACAGGAGGUUGAGGAAAAAUCUGAAGUCCUUAAUCAUCGUUCACCCGUCCUGGUUCAUUCGCACUGUGCUGGCCAUCUCCCGCCCUUUCAUCAGUGUCAAGUUCAUCAACAAGAUCCAGUACGUGCACAGCCUGGAGGACCUGGAGCAGCUCAUCCCCAUGGAGCACGUGCAGAUCCCAGACUGCGUGCUGCAGUAUGACGAGGAAAGGCUCAAGGCCCGGAGGGAGACGUCUGUCAUGCGGCCGCAGCCGGAAUUUGUCCUGCCCAGGUCUGAAGAGAAGCCGGAGGUGGUGCCAGAGGAGGACAGGUCUGCUCUGGUCACAGAAGAUCAGGAAACAAGCCACGACGUGGGGCAAUACACACCAAAGGUUGCUGACCCUGACCCUCGCCUGAGGCUUGGUUUGCGGGAUAUUCUCUGGGGGUUGAUCACAAAAGCAUGGCUGAUGACCCAGGAGGCCGACUUCAGUCCUAAGCAUUUCCAGAAGCUGAGCUGAUAACAAAGAGCCCCUCCCUAAAUCAAGCUCCGAUGUGAGCAAGAUCC